Molecule: messenger RNA, 975 nt
Organism: Dichomitus squalens LYAD-421 SS1
Lineage: Eukaryota; Fungi; Basidiomycota; Agaricomycetes; Polyporales; Polyporaceae
Product: transcription factor Tfb4
Exons: 8
Coding region: 1-975 (324 amino acids)
Biological process (GO): nucleotide-excision repair; regulation of DNA-templated transcription
Cellular component (GO): transcription factor TFIIH holo complex; transcription factor TFIIH core complex
Source: RefSeq, a predicted model, not a curated record
AUGGACAAGCCUUCUCAUCUGAGCGUGAUCGUGGACCUUUCCCCGACGCAAUGGGCUCUCUGCGCUCAGUCUACAGCCCCGCCUGGUCUGCACCUUCAAACAUUCUUAUCGCAGCUACUCGCGUUUCUGAACGCGCAUAUUGCAUGCAAGGAUGAGAACACGUUAGCGGUCUUUGGUGCGUUCCCUGGGCAGAGUGUGAUGCUGUAUUCAUCCACCGGAGAAAUCAUGACGGCAACCACCGAAGCUACAGAUCCCAACACGUAUCGCCCGUUCAAGACGCUGGACUCGACCGUGAUGUCAUCAAUAGCGGAGCGUUUUAACUCCUACGAUGUUACAGAGGAAGAAGAGCCGAUAGGCCUUGUCGGUUGCCUAACUAAGGCGCUAUGUUACAUCAAUAGGACAAUUUCCGUAGUAUCGGCCUCUGCACAAGGAACGGAGGGAGCAACCAUAUCCAUCGACCCACGUAUAUUGGUGCUUUCAGUGUCCCCAGAUCAAUCCUCUACGUAUAUUCCCAUCAUGAAUUCCAUAUUCUCAGCGCAGAAGCUAAAAGUCACAAUAGAUGUUUGCAAGGUAUUCGGAGCCGAGAACGUCUUCCUGCAACAGGCAGCUCACCUCACUGGCGGCGCAUACGUACAAAUCGAACGGACCGAUGCCUUACUCCAGUACAUGAUGAUGUCAUUCCUACCCCCUCCUGCCAUCCGCCAGCUGAUCUCGGUGCCUACCCAAGAUAGAGUAGACUUCCGCGCCGCCUGUUUUUGUCACAAGCGCAUAGUCGAGAUCGGCUUCGUCUGUUCCGUCUGCCUGUCAAUAUUCUGCCAGCCCGUUCCAGUCUGCUCGACGUGCCGGACGAAGUUUCCAAUUAAGACGCUGCAGCGACUCAAUGCGUCGCGUCCGCUCGCCACCACGCCAUCGACUCCAGGGACUCCUCGGCCACUGACACAGAAGAACGGUGCUGCCCUACCCAGACCCGGGUAG